Molecule: messenger RNA, 3785 nt
Organism: Neoarius graeffei (lesser salmon catfish)
Lineage: Eukaryota; Metazoa; Chordata; Actinopteri; Siluriformes; Ariidae
Gene: taok3a
Product: TAO kinase 3a
Exons: 19
Coding region: 82-2766 (894 amino acids)
Biological process (GO): protein phosphorylation; execution phase of apoptosis
Molecular function (GO): ATP binding; protein kinase activity
Source: RefSeq, a predicted model, not a curated record
UGUAGGUAGAGCAGGUAAAUGCCGUGGCCGGCGGGUGUGUGUGAGCAGCGGGUGGUCUCCAGACGUUCAGGCUAACCCACCAUGCCAUCGUCCACGCGGAAAGGAGCACUGAAAGACCCCGAGUUUGCCAGCCUCUUCUUCAAAGAUGACCCGGAGGAGGUGUUCUGCGACCUCCACGAGAUCGGCCAUGGGAGCUUCGGCGCCGUUUACUUCGCCCGAAACUCCUACACCAGCGAGGUGGUGGCCAUUAAGAAGAUGUCAUAUAAUGGCAAACAGACCACAGAGAAGUGGCAGGACAUCAUUAAGGAGGUCAAGUUUCUGGAACAGCUGAGACACCCAAACACCAUCGAGUACAAAGGCUGCUACCUGAAAGACAACACUGCCUGGCUUGUCAUGGAGUACUGUUUAGGCUCAGCCUCUGAUUUGUUGGAGGUUCAUAAGAAACCACUGCAGGAGGUUGAAAUCGCUGCCAUCACCCAUGGUGCCUUGCUGGGACUGGCUUACCUGCAUUCCCAUAACAUGAUCCACAGAGAUGUGAAGGCAGGAAACAUUCUAUUGACUGAGCCUGGUCAGGUUAAACUGGCUGAUUUUGGCUCUGCCUCCAUGAGCUCUCCAGCCAACUCAUUUGUGGGGACACCGUACUGGAUGGCUCCUGAGGUGAUUUUAGCCAUGGACGAAGGCCAAUAUGAAGGCCGAGUGGACAUCUGGUCUCUGGGAAUCACCUGUAUUGAACUAGCCGAGCGCAAACCUCCUUUGUUCAACAUGAACGCUAUGAGUGCCUUAUAUCACAUCGCUCAGAACGAUUCACCCACGCUGCAGUCUAAUGACUGGUCGGAUGCGUUCAGGAGCUUCGUGGAUUACUGCCUACAAAAAAUACCUCAGGACAGACCCUCUUCAGCUGAACUCCUGCGACAUGACUUUGUGCGUCGUGAUCGGCCGUUGCGGGUCCUCGUGGACCUGAUCCAGAGGACAAAGGACGCCGUGCGAGAGCUGGACAACCUGCAGUACCGCAAGAUGAAGAAGAUCCUCUACCAGGAGAAACAUAACAGUCCAAUGGGAGAGUCCCAGGAGGAGGAGGAGGAUGGAGAUCAGGGCUGUAAGGGGAACAGUGUUGGCAGUAAUCACUCGGUGCCCAGCACCUCCAUCAGUACAGGCAGUCAGAGCAGCAGCAUCAACAGCCUACAGGAGUGUAACGAUGACCCCUGCUCUGAAAUGGCACUACCACACCAUGAGUAUGACAGCACGCUCGAGUCUUCCACACACCACAAAAAGGAUCAUCAGUAUAUCCGUGAUGAAGGUGGUCAUCGCUCUGACUUUCGACCUUCGCCGUCGGAUCGUGCUCAGGCUCAUAAUUAUAAAAACCGUGAACGUUUCGCUACCAUCAAGUCCGCCUCACUGGUGACGCGUCAGAUCCAUGAACAUGAGCAGGAGAACGAGCUGCGUGAACAGAUGUCCGGCUACAAGCGCAUGCGACGGCAGCACCAGAAGCAGCUGAUCGCUCUGGAGAACAAGCUGAAGGCCGAGAUGGACGAACACAGGCUGAAGCUGCAGAAGGAGGUGGAGACGCAGGCCAACAACGCCUACAUCGAGCUGGAGAAACUCGCCAAGAAGCACGCGAUCCAAACGGAUAAAGAGAUGAAGACGACUGCAGCAGAUGAGAAGAAGUUCCAGCAGCAGAUUUUGGCUCAGCAGAAGAAGGAGCUUACCACCUUCCUGGACACCCAGAAGAAACAGUACAAACUGUGCAAGGAGAAAAUUAAAGAGGAGAUGAACGAGGACCACAGCACUCCAAAGAAGGAGAAGCAGGAGCGUUUGUCAAAGCAUAAGGAGAACAUGCAGCAUUCACAGGCGGAGGAGGAAGCACAGCUUCUUGGCCAGCAGCGCCUCUACUACGAUCGCAACUGCAGGGCUUUCAAACGCAAAGUCAUGACCAAGAGACACGAGUUUGAGCAGGAGCAGCUACGAGAGGAGUUGAAUAAGAAGAAGACGCAGAAGGAGAUGGAGCACGCCAUGCUAAUCAGACACGACGAGUCGACUCAAGAGCUGGAGCACCGGCAGCUGAAAACGUUGCAGAAGCUGCGCAUGGAUCUGAUACGCAUGCAGCACCAAACCGAGCUGGAGAACCAGAUCGAGUACAAUAACCGCCGAGAGAGAGAACUGCACCGCAAACACGUCCUCGAGCUUCGGCAGCAGCCCAAAAACCUCAAGGUGAUGGAGCUGCAGAUAAAGAAGCAGUUCCAGGACACGUGUAAAGUGCAGACGAAGCAAUACAAGGCACUGCGGCACCACCAGCUCGAGGUGACGCCGAAAAACGAGCACAAGACCGUGCUCAAAGCCCUGAAGGACGAGCAGACGCGCAAACUCGCCAUCCUGGCUGAGCAAUACGAGCAGAGCAUCAAUGAGAUGAUGGCAUCGCAGGCGUUGCGCCUGGACGAGGCUCAGGAGGCAGAGUGUCAGGCUCUGAGGCAGCAACUGCAGCAGGAGAUGGAGCUCCUCAACGCCUACCAGAGCAAAAUCAAGAUGCAGACGGAGGCACAGCACGAGCGUGAGCAGCACAAACUCGAGCAGAAAGUGUCGCUGCGCAGAGCUCACCUCGAACAAAAGAUCGAAGAGGAGCUGGCUUCUCUUCAGAAGGAGCGCACAGACCGAAUCAAAUGCCUGCUGGAGCGGCAGGAGCGCGAAGCGGACGCCUUCGAUAUGGAGAGCCUGCGCAUGGGCUUCAGCAACCUGGGUGCUUUAGAUUACCCUAAAGACGACUACAGAUGAGACGUGCGACUCGCUCGCUCGCUCACUCUCACAUUCUCUUUGCCGUUUAAAGAGAAGCGAAAAAAAAAAAAGUCCUCCACUCUUUUAAAAGACACGUGCAGUUUUUUGCUACUGACAAACCCUCUUUACGUCACGACAUUACGACAUGCUGGAUAACUCCCUCAGUCAUCGGUGUUUAAUAUUAUAUCUCUAUAAAUAUAUAAUAUAUAAGUAUUCAUCAAAGAAUGAAAGUUGCAGUGUUAAUGUCUGUGAUCUUUCUCGUGCAAUGAUAACACUUGAUGUAAUCGAUGAAAUAGAGAUUUAGAGAGGAAGGACAGCAAUUCGCACGUGUGACCGGUGUGGGGGGGGGAGGAGUUAGUAUUGCUACUGUUUAUGUCCACACACGUUUUUAGUGAUCUUUUCCACAAGAUUUUUAGAUUUUAGGUGUAUCGCUGCUGAGUCUCGCCGUCUUUUGGUAUUUAUUCAUCAGACUGAAGUGAUUCACACCUUUUGAACAAAUUUGAUAAAAUUUACACAUGAACUUGAUGUAUAUAAACUGAGCAGCUGCCUCUGAUUCAUAAUUUCAGCUAAAUCAGGGUUUCUUCGUGAGGAACCCACUUUAUUCCUGUGUUAUCAACGAUCAAACCUCAGCGCGAGGUCAGCAAUGUGAAUUUUACACACGCACGAAUCUGAAUCCUGCUGGCACAAAGGGCUCUAAGUGAAAAGUAGGCGUCCAUUGUGUGUCAACUUUUUAUGUAGUUGCUUCAUUCCUCUAGGGUUUUAUUUUUUUUCUUUUUAAAUAAUGGUGACCACUUUAUCUGCCUUUUGGCCUCCUAACCGAGGAUGACCUCUGACAUUGUUUUAUCAUUUUUGCUUUCAAGAGCUUUUUUUUUUUUUUGAGAGAAGACUCCUGUGAAUAGAAACCUUGCUUUACUGUUUGCAUGCACUUUAAAUUUGUUUUCAGGUCCAAGAGAAGCAUGAUUUCUGUCCCAAAUGCUUUUAAUUAUAUUUGUAAAUAAAACAGUCGACACAUGUCUGAA